UUUCAUUCUAUUCCAUCUCCAUAUCCAGGAUGGAUAUCAAUAGAAUAUUACGUAAAUAAAUUCAAUAAAAUUAUUGACAAUUAAUCUGUAAUUUAGUAUUAAAUUUUACGGUCUUUAUUUGCCUUUGGUUUACAUAAAGUAACAAAAACAUAUCCGCAUAAGCUUAGCAUUCUUAUAUUCUAUGUAAACAAGAUUACUUCGACCUUAUAAUUCAUGGUGUGAGGAUAAUCGGUUCAGUGUAAAACUAGAUGGUGGUAGUGUUGUAAGGAUGGAUACGUGUUUCGCUUUUUUGCUUUUGGCGUCCACGGCUAGUGGAACUUUUCUUAAAGAUGAAUACUAUUCAAUGCCUCCUCUGUUCCAACUUGAUGACUACGAUACGUGUCUCGUUAAAAAUGGAGUUUUCUGUCUCGGCUCCUUUCAACUUACUAUUCCUAAAGACAAUGGAGUGACCUCCAUAGACAGCCCGAAAAACUAUGGCUUCUCACAUAUCUACUACAGGGGCAAGAAACUCUAUGAUAUCCUCCAGGCUAACUCCAAUGAGAAACAUCACUUCAAUCAUACACUAAUCCAUCGCGGGCUAUGCUCAAGCUUGACCUGUUUUGGCAGGGCCGAUGGCCAUCUUUCCAACCGAAAGCAAUUCCAGCAGUGUGUUAACGAUAUUACCAGGUCUCAAUAUGGGUUAGACGCGACCCUGAUCCACCUGGAUUACUGCAAGAGCGCGCAGACACCGCGACGCGUGCCGCCUGAUGUCGCCGACCAAGGAUUUUUCGUACUAUGCGCCGCCCUCCUUGUGGCCAAUCUUCUUGGAACUUUUUAUGACCUCUUCAGGAAUAAAGAUAAAAAAGACAACCAGCUGCUCUUAUCAUGGUCUAUCAUCAACAACUUCAAGAAGCUCAUUCACAUUUACCCCAAUGAUGACACUCUUGUAUCCCGGUUCAACCCCAUACAUGGCAUCAAAUCCGUUAGUCUUAUCAUGGAGAUCUUGGUUCACUCGGUGAUUGUUUCACACAUCAGCUACUUGCACAAUCCGGACUUUUUGGAAACUAGACGGCAGCACCCACUGGCUAUGUUUCUUACGAAUGGCAGCAUCGGUGUGCAAGGCUAUAUAUUGCUAUCCAGCUUUCUCUUCAUCCACAACUUCCAAUUGAUGGAAUCACGUCACAAGAUCUCAAGCAUUCAACUUUUCUUCAUUAUGCUUCUACGAAGAAUAUUCAGAAUAUUCCCUGUAUACAUGUUCAUGGUGUAUUGCACGGCAACGUGGAGCCGAUUUCUGGGUGACGGUCCACUAUGGAUCCCGAUCAUGGAUAAGGAGGCUCAACUCUGCCGGCUCAAGUGGUGGUCUCACGCACUCUUCAUACACAACCUGUAUCGCCCUAACGAUCGUUGUCUACUGCAAACAUGGUUUAUUGCAGUGGAUAUGCAGCUGUAUGCCUUAGCUAUUCUACUGGCAAUAGUGCUAACCCAACGGAGGAGAGCCGCUAUUAAAACGCUUCUGGUUAUGUUCGUUGUCGCCGUUCUGUGUAUUUUCGUUGCUGCUUAUACAUACGACUUAACUGCUAUGGUUUUCAUCACGACCCCUGAAUAUGUGAGGAAAUUGUACCACGGAGAGCCGUCUUUUAACUGGUUGUAUGCCGCCCCUUGGGGCAGUUUGCCCGCCUCAUUGCUAGGCGUGAUGCUCGGAUUCCUAUAUUACAAUCUAAGGGAAGACAAAAUCAAUUUGCAAAACUACCGAUGGUUCCGAGUACUAUACCGUAUCUCCAUAGUCGGCAUUUUUGCAUGGGUGCUAAGCGCGUAUCUGCUGCCGCAAAAGCCGUCUUACCUUCUCUCUACGGUCUAUGCAGCUAUUGACAGACCUGUCUACGCCAUAUUCUUUAGCGUUAUGUUGUUGGGCUCUAUAUAUCGGAUUGAUCAAUUAUGGUGGCGCUUUAUGUCAUGGGGUGGUUGGCAGGUAUUCGGCCGUAUGUCACUUUGUAUCUUGAUGAUUCAUUGGAGUUUUGACUUGCUGCAGAUAGGCUUACAGACCAAUACCAAUAAAAUGUCCAUCUUUGAAAUUGGCGGACACUUGUUUGUUACAAUAUUUAUGACCUGUAUUACUUCAAUCCCGCUACACAUUAUGGUGGAAAAACCGAUUCAAAUGUUUUUGCGAGCAUCUUUAAAUAUUUAAUCAAUUCUUCGGACUGAAUACAAGAAUCAUAUGAAUCUAUAUAUAAGAGAUUCGGAUUGUACAAAGCUUUAGUACAGUAUUUAGUUCUAAAACAUGAAUGCCAGAUACGGAAGCAGAAAAAAGUUCAAUGAGUUUGUGUAGAUUUAACUUCUAUAAUUAUAAGUGUAAUAUAGUAUAUUUUGUAUAUUCGAUAUAAAUGCAAAUGAAUCGCAAAAUAGUUCGCUAAGCGCAGAACUCGGAGGCGGCUGGAUUCGAGUAUUACUUUUUUCUUGAACUCUGAGGAAGCUUUUUAAGGAGCGAAAAAUUGCAUGGAAAAACCUUAAAACCAGUUUUGACGCAUUAGAAUGAAAAUGUCCUUGCACACAAAUUUAAUAAGUGUUUACAGUGUAUGAAAUAAAAGUAAAUUUUCCAAGUA
Messenger RNA from Pieris napi, 2579 nucleotides. Its product is annotated as O-acyltransferase like protein-like. The transcript is spliced from 14 exons. Lineage: Eukaryota; Metazoa; Arthropoda; Insecta; Lepidoptera; Pieridae. The record is from RefSeq and is a predicted model, not a curated record. Gene Ontology annotation, molecular function: acyltransferase activity, transferring groups other than amino-acyl groups. Bases 269 to 2164 code for a protein of 631 amino acids.